AUGAAAAUUUGGACUCCAUCAGAAUGGUUAAGUCCGGAACGUGGGGAAAUGUUGAAAUGUCAAAUGUCAGAAAUUCAGGCGACGUUGGAAAAGUUCCUCUCCAGGACCCUACGAGAGCCCCUUAAAGCGGGGAAAGGGCUGAUCUUCAAAGACCUUCUGCGGAAGAUGCUGAACUCUUCUGAAGUAAAUCAACUCAGGCCGCAGCCAUGUUCUCGGCACGCAGGGACCCUGGGGGGGAUCAGGCGAAGUGAACAGCUGCUAGUUGUCGAUUUACAGCAAUGCUAUAAAGCUGCUUAUUUGAUGCAUCUCUCCUGGGAAAGUCGAGAACUCAAUUUUCCUUCCAAAACAGUCAAAUUGGGUAACAUUCUCCAAGUCCACUGGUUGCAGGAUGUCAGAGCGAUGCUGAACUUUCCAAACCCAAUCUUUGCUUUUUGUGGGCGUGGAGAAAGAAUUGACGGGUUUUCUGUAAAGGAUGGGGAUUGGUCUGGUUUCAGCCUUGUGAAAGAUUUACAAAGGGAGGAACUGGUGCUGAUGGCUGGGGCAGGGUGCAGGAAGACACAGGGCUGUGCCCUGCCCGGCUGGGACCCCCCUGCCCCUCCGGACCGGCCAUCUGCGGCCUCGACCCUCCCUCAUCUCACCACGGCCGGCCAGAGCUCCCCCAGGGUCCCCCCGGCCCCCUUGCCCCGGGCGCGCUUCGGGGACCUGCAGGUGGGCAUCUGCCUGGCCAUCCGGAGGAGCGAUGGCCGCAUCCACUUGGCCAUGGUCACCUCCAUCAACCCCGACCACGACAAUGUCACGGUGGAGUGGGUGGAGCGUGGGGCCUGCAAGGGCAAGAAGGUAGACCUCAACAGUAUCUUCCUUCUGAACCCUGACCUGGCCCCCACCACCCUCCGGGAGGAGCCCCCCAAAGAUGCCACCGGGUCUCUCGAGGCGUCCCUCCGACCACCCAGUCCUCCGGCCCCCCACUCGGCCAAGGGCGACCUGGUCUCUCCCGGCCAGCGCCCGGCGGUCGCCCCGCCGAAUCAGGAGGUCCCUUGCGGGGACAGCCCGGCGGUGACCCCAGCGCCCUCCACGACCUCUGCCCUAUGGAAGUGGGGCAAAUCCCAGUGUGCGCGGGAGCAACGGGACAGCAGGAGGCAGAAGCAAAGAGAGGCCCAGGCCCACAGCAACCGGGGGGCGACCAGGGCCCACCCCCACCAGGAGAUCCUGGGCAUGAUCCAGGAGUACCGGCGACGGCUGGACUGGGCCCAGAUCCCCGCCUCCAGCAGCCGUCCCACAGACGACCAUCGCAUCUGUGUCUGCGUGCGCAAGCGGCCGCUGAACCACCGAGAGCUGGCCAUGAGGGACUUGGACAUCGUGACCAUCCCCGCCGGCGACCUCGUCCUGGUGCAUGAGUCCAAGCAGAGGGUGGACCUGACCCGUUACCUGGACCAUCAGACCUUCCGCUUCGACCACGCCUUCGACGCCGCCGCCUCCAACGAGGUCGUCUACCGCCACACGGCCCAGCCGCUGGUCCGGACCAUCUUCCGUCAGGGCCGGGCCACCUGCUUCGCCUACGGCCAGACGGGCAGCGGCAAGACCCACACCAUGGGCGGCGACUUCUCGGGCCGGGCCCCAGAGGGCUCGGCGGGCAUCUACACGCUGGCCGCCCGGGACGUCUUCCUGCUGCUCACGGAGCCCAGCUACGGUCGCCUUGGGCUCAAGGUGUUCUGCACGUUCUUUGAGAUCUACGGCGGCAAGGUGUAUGACCUGCUCAACUGGAAGAAGAGGCUGCGGGUCCUGGAGGAUGGCAAGCAGCAGGUCCAGGUGGUGGGCCUUCACGAGGAAGAGGUCACGCGCGUGGAGGACGUCCUGAGCCUCCUGGAGCUGGGCAGCGGCUGCCGGACGUCCGGCCAGACGUCGGCCAACGCCCACUCCUCCCGCAGCCACGCCAUCUUCCAGAUCAUCCUGCGGACCCGGACGGGCGACUUGCACGGCAAGUUCUCACUCAUCGACUUGGCCGGCAACGAGCGGGGCGCGGACACGUCGAGGGCCAACCGACAGAGGCAGCUGGAGGGAGCGGAGAUCAACAAGAGCCUCUUGGCCCUCAAGGAGUGCAUCCGGGCCCUGGGCCGCAACAAACCCCACACCCCCUUCCGGGCCAGCAAGCUCACCCAAGUCCUGCGGGACUCUUUCAUCGGGGUCGACUCGGCCACGUGCAUGAUCGCCACCAUCUCGCCGGGGAUGACCUCAUGCGAGAACACGCUCAACACGCUGCGCUAUGCCAACAGGGUGAAGGAGCUCACGGUCGACCCGGGCACCAUGUGCCACGUCCACUCGGCUGGGCGCCGGGAGCCGGGCCCGCCGGAGGGGGCCGGGACCCCCGAGGAGCCGGACGGACGGCCGCCCACGCAUGACUUCAGUGCUCUCUGUGUCCGGGACGAGGAGGGACAGCCCGCUCCGGAGCCGGAGGCCCAAUCCCCGGCAUCGCCCUGCCGGGACUUCGGCCAGUGGCUCCGGACGGUCCUGGACACGACCCAGGGGGUCAGCUGCGAUAUCGAUUUCCGGGCGGCCGAGUUUGAGAGUGCCCUGGAGCAGAAGAUCAGAGUCCUGGCUGAAAUCCUAGCCAAAGUCAAGGGCUUCCGAGCCGACCUGCGGUAACAGCCGGGCUCCGACACGGGGGCAGGGGGCUUAGGGGGUCCAGGCCCACCCUGGUAGUUGGACCAAAGCGCCUCCCUCUUAAAACCUCCUCAAAUACA
Tachyglossus aculeatus (Australian echidna) is the source of this 2738-nucleotide messenger RNA. It is a transcript of the gene KIF2B, whose product is annotated as kinesin family member 2B. Bases 1 to 2640 code for a protein of 879 amino acids. Gene Ontology annotation, molecular function: microtubule motor activity; ATP binding; microtubule binding. NCBI's taxonomy places the organism in Eukaryota, Metazoa, Chordata, Mammalia, Monotremata, Tachyglossidae. The record is from RefSeq and is a predicted model, not a curated record. The transcript has 5 exons. Gene Ontology annotation, biological process: microtubule-based movement.